AAGGAAAACAAAGUUAGAUGAGCUCUGCUCUGGCUAUAAAAAUGACAUGAACUUUCCCAAAUCAGAACCAAAUAUCCAAAUCACUAAACCACACCCAAAAGAUCAAGAGAAAAAAAAAAAGAGUAAAAAAUGCAGGGAGCUAUGAGCAUCAAACCAACCAUUCUUCUCCCUCUUCCUUCAUCACAAUCUUCUCCAAAGCUCACACUUCUUCUUCCUCAGUCCAUCACCACAACCAAAGCUUCAAGACUCUCAUCUCUCAGACCAAACGCAUCAUCAUCUUCUUCAACCUCUGAUUCUCUCACCGUUGACUACAACUCUCUCCUUUCUGUUUUCCCAGCUGAAGCAUGUGAAACAAUCAGCGGUUACGCCUGUUCUGCUGACAUUUACCCUGAAGUCAAGCUUGACACAAAGCCUGUCUCACGUCCCGUGGCUACUACAGAGCCAGUAGACCGAGAAUACCUCGAGUAUAACAACCCCAAAACGGUUUUCUGCGCAGAGGCCUGCGAUGAUCUUGGAGGAGAAUUCUGCGAACCUGACUAUCAAAAAGAUGUCUACUAGAAUAAAGAAACAAGAGUUUAUGUGAUGUUAAUAUGUGUUUGCAUCUCUACAUGUCUCUUAUAAACUACAUAUGAAAUCUAGCUCCACUUAAUUAAGAUUGACGUUGUGAAUCAGCUCCAUAGUCAGUAAUCAGAAAGUUAUUUGAUUUCCUCA
Messenger RNA from Eutrema salsugineum, 711 nucleotides. RefSeq names its product light-regulated protein 1, chloroplastic. Bases 130 to 558 code for a protein of 142 amino acids. Lineage: Eukaryota; Viridiplantae; Streptophyta; Magnoliopsida; Brassicales; Brassicaceae. The transcript is spliced from 3 exons. The record is from RefSeq and is a predicted model, not a curated record. Gene Ontology annotation, cellular component: chloroplast.